ACACUUAAGGUUUUUUUUCUAACUCUUCCUUAAUUCGCUCAUAUUUUGUUUUUCUCGUACCUCGUCACAAGUUCCAUUCUUUUCAAUUUUCAUUCACCAUAUUACGCAUAACCCUUUUUUCAUUACUCAAUUUUUCUGUGCCGUUUUGCUUAUUCCCUUUCGUUUAGGAUUCGUUCUUCAAAAGGGUUUUGUGGCUUCAAAGGUGGAAGCUUUUUAUCUUUUGAGAAAAUGGGGUUUUCGAAUUCGGAGUUGCAUGUACGAAGUUUUGUUACCUCCUUGAUCGUGAUUCUAAUGGGAACUUUCUCUGUUGCAGACACUGACCCUGUUGAUGUUGCAGCAAUCAAUAGUUUAUAUGUUGCUAUGGAGUCACCACCUCUUCUAGGGUGGAUGCCUGAGGGAGGGGAUCCAUGUUUAGACCUUUGGCUAGGUGUGGAGUGUGUCUUCUCCAACAUAACUGCCAUACGGCUCGGAGGCUUGAAUUUGGGUGGAGAGCUGGGCAGUAAUUUGGAUUUUCCAUCCAUUAUGGAAAUUGAUCUUAGCAACAACCACAUUGGAGGAACCAUUCCAUUCACUUUACCGCCUACUCUUACAAGCUUGUCUCUCGCAAGAAAUCGCUUAAAUGGAAGCAUUCCCGAUGCCUUAUCCUUAUUAUCCCAAUUGUCAAGCUUGGAUUUGGCCGAUAACAACUUGACCGGCCAGCUGCCUUCCUCAAUGGGGAGUUUAUCAUCUCUUACAUCAUUACUGUUGCAGAACAAUCAACUCGGAGGAACCCUUUUAGUUUUGCAGGACAUUCCUCUUCAAGAAUUGAAUAUCGAGAAUAAUUUAUUCUCCGGGCCAAUUCCUCCGAACGUGUCUAACAUCCCUAAUUUGAAAAAAGAUGGGAAUCCGUUUAAUACUACUAUUAUUCCGACACAGUCUGCUUUAGCCCCCUCACCUGUAGUUACCGGUCUAUCUCCCGAAGAAUCACCUUGGCAUGUGGUUUAUAGUCCUUCUGACUUCCCAUCACCGGCACCUAGAAAAGUUAAGAAGUCUUUCCUAGCUAAGCACGGCUUUUGGAUUGCCGGUGCCGGUACAUUAAUAUUUAUCGCUUUGGGAAUUUGUGUUUGUACGGCGUGGUGCUGUAAGAGAAAGCCGAAAGAUAAAAACUCUCAGAAGCUUGAUCUGGAGGCUUUUCCAAAUACUUUGCAUAAACCUACUCACAAUGACGCAGCUGAGAAAACAUCGCGUUUCAAUGAAGUUCCUAAUAGGAGAACGAAUUCGUUUCCAAAGGUUCAGGAUGAACAAGAAGGAUAUGUCAACACAGUAACUGCAACUUCGGAAUACAAUAAUGUUUCUAAACCUUCCCUUCUGCAGCCACCACCACAUCCUCUGCCAAUCAUUCCUGUUGAGAAGGUCACUGUCAAUUCUGCGGUAACUACCAAAGCAGCUGACAGAAAAAUUAUGACAAGUUCCAUCAAAAUGUAUACCGUUGCAUCACUUCAGCAAUAUACAAAUAGCUUUUCCCAAGAAAAUCUUAUUGGUGAAGGCACUCUUGGAUCUGUUUAUAGAGCCGAGCUCCCCGAUGGAAAGCUAUUGGCGGUGAAGAAACUGGACACUAGAGCUUUCAAGGACCAAACCGAUGAGCAGUUUCUUCAAUUGGUAUCUAGCAUCUCAAAAAUCCAGCAUGUCAAUAUUGCAAAGCUUGUCGGCUACUGUGCUGAGUAUAACCAACGAUUACUUAUAUACGAAUAUUGUAAUAAUGGAACCCUCCAAGAUGCACUUCACGGUGAUGACGAACAUUGUAUUAAAUUUCCAUGGAAUGAGCGCAUUAAGGUUGCACUCGGUGCUGCAAGGGCUUUAGAAUAUCUGCAUGAGAAUUUCCAGCCGCCCAUUGUACAUCGAAAUUUUAGGUCUGCUAAUGUUCUCCUGAACGAAAAGUCGGAAGUGUGUGUCUCUGAUUGUGGGUUAGGUCAUUUGCUAUCUUCUGGUGCUGUUGGUCAGUUAUCUGGACGCCUCCUCACAGCUUAUGGUUACAGCGCUCCAGAAUUUGAGUCUGGAAGUUAUACACAGCAAAGUGACGUGUUUAGUUUUGGAGUUGUAAUGCUAGAACUUCUCACGGGAAGAAAAUCGCACGACAGGUCACGGCCUCGCGGAGAGCAGUUUUUGGUGAGAUGGGCAGUACCUCAACUCCAUGACAUUGAUGCAUUGUCAAAAAUGGUUGACCCUCAUUUAAAUGGAUCGUAUUCUAUGAAGUCCUUGUCACGUUUUGCAGAUAUUGUUUCGUCGUGUAUUCAGCGUGAACCUGAGUUUCGGCCAGCUAUGUCUGAAAUUGUUCAGGAUCUCUUGCUAACGAUGUAGAAGGACGGAUUUGCGGAUACGAUGAACUCCGUUUCUGGACUUAACCUGUCUAUUUUUCAUUAAUUUGGUGUGAGAUCUUGAUUUAUUAUGCUAACAAAUGUAAUUAGUAGCAGGAAUGAUGUGAGUUAGUUUUAUGCAUCAUUGUUCAUUAUUGAUGCUAGUUUGUCAAAGAUGGCAUGACUCAGUUCAUCAUGAUUAUUUGAGCAUGCCAUUCAUCUUUUGUACAUUUGAUAGUGUUUGGAAAACUUGGAAAAUCACGGUGGGACAAAAGCUACACAUACCAGUUUCUCAGUUUCUCAAAAUCACGGUGAAAAAUGUGAGUCAGCGGUGGCCCACUGUACUACCAAACAUAUACACAUGUUUUUGGGCAGUGUCAUGUUUGUUGUUGUUGGGAAGCAACUAGAAAUCAACAACAAUGGUUACCCUUCUUCAUAAGAUAUUGGUCAUUUUAGUCAUUUUUAUUUUUGACACAUUAGCUUGGAUUUAUUUUUGGUAAAUGUAACAAUGCUAUAUUUUUUGUGUACUUUUAGGUGUAUGUUUUGUAUUUGAGGAAAAAGCUGAAGCACUAAAAAAAGGCAUUCUUUA
Molecule: messenger RNA, 2922 nt
Organism: Lathyrus oleraceus (garden pea)
Lineage: Eukaryota; Viridiplantae; Streptophyta; Magnoliopsida; Fabales; Fabaceae
Product: protein STRUBBELIG-RECEPTOR FAMILY 3
Exons: 15
Coding region: 229-2337 (702 amino acids)
Biological process (GO): protein phosphorylation
Molecular function (GO): protein binding; ATP binding; protein kinase activity
Source: RefSeq, a predicted model, not a curated record